GUCCGGCGUGACCCCCUGAAAAUGCGGCUCAACACGGGCCCCUUUCCGUUGUUUGUGCCCGUCCCGGCUGGCUACUCGCCUGUGCCCACCAAGCAAUUCAUUGGGGAAUGGGGUCCCCUUGAUCGGCCCUGGCCACAAAGGGCUUUUGUGCGGACCUGCCAUGACCAUGACAAUCCUGUCAAUGGCGGUGACGACCGGCUGUGGCAUGAGAAUUGUCCCCAUUGCAUCCGCAUCUCCUGGGAGCAUGGGCAGUGGUACAACUCCCGGGAGCCUGAGUGGCUCGACAGGCCCGGGACUGAACCGACUUGGCCGGCAGCGAAGCCCGGGGAAGCUGCUCCUUCCCAAUGGAUCUUGGAGCCAAAGGUGGAGACGGAAGAGUGGCCG
Messenger RNA from Ostreobium quekettii, 384 nucleotides. The record is from the annotation of a GenBank genome assembly. NCBI's taxonomy places the organism in Eukaryota, Viridiplantae, Chlorophyta, Ulvophyceae, Bryopsidales, Ostreobiaceae.